Messenger RNA from Clarias gariepinus (North African catfish), 782 nucleotides. It is a transcript of the gene prrg2, whose product is annotated as proline rich Gla (G-carboxyglutamic acid) 2. NCBI's taxonomy places the organism in Eukaryota, Metazoa, Chordata, Actinopteri, Siluriformes, Clariidae. Gene Ontology annotation, molecular function: calcium ion binding. The coding region runs from base 130 to 744 and encodes 204 amino acids. The transcript is spliced from 7 exons. The record is from RefSeq and is a predicted model, not a curated record. Gene Ontology annotation, cellular component: extracellular region.
UGUGUGUGUUGCUGAACUCUGCCUGUGUGAGUGUGUUUUCGUUCACGACCAGAACAUGAGGAACUCCUCCGACCGCCCUCUGUAGCCGCAUAACGUGUGCACAGUUUGGCUGUGUGUGUUUUAGUUAAAAUGCUGGGGUUUACAGAACUCUGCUUUGGUCUGAUGUCUGUGUUCCACCUGACGUUAGCACGAUGCAUCAACAACAACGACAGGAACGUGUUUCUUCAUGAGACCUCAGCAGACUCGUUCCUGUCGCGCUCGCUGCUCUACAACAAGUGGGACUUCGAGCUGGUGACUCCAGGGAACAUAGAGCGAGAGUGUAUGGAGGAGAUCUGCUCUUACGAAGAGGCCAGAGAGGUGUACGAGGACGACCAAAAGACGGCAGCAUUUUGGAAAACGUACACACACAGUCACGAGAGCUCCUCCCAUGUGGACGUGGCCGGGCUGGUGGCUGGGAUCUUGGGUGCUGUGGUUUUUGCCAUCAUCAUGCUGGUGCUCGGCUGCUACUGCUACAAGAGAAAGAGCAAAACUGUAAGACGAGGGGGCAGUGUCCCAGUGAGAAUGGCAGCAGACGGACGUCAAGCGCCGGAGACGGUUCCUCUGGCUAACAUCGCUGCUCCGGGUUUACCCAGCUACAACGAGGCCCUGAACCACAGCGGGCAGCACGACGCACCUCCUCCUCCAUACACAGGAGUGGAGCCCAGCGAGGCCAGCGAGCCCACAGCACCACAGCCUGAAGAGUGAGGGGAUGAGACCCUCAGGCCCGGGCCCUUCAGCAGCAG